Molecule: messenger RNA, 2565 nt
Organism: Cuscuta europaea
Lineage: Eukaryota; Viridiplantae; Streptophyta; Magnoliopsida; Solanales; Convolvulaceae
Source: the annotation of a GenBank genome assembly
GUUCUAGAUUAGGUUUUUGUACAAUCAGUCCAUUUAUGUAACCGGGUCUGUCAGGCCCAUAUUAGAGGCCCAGACUCGAAUUUUCCCUAUAUAUACUCCUUUAGGAGGCUACACAACUCAUACAAUCAAUAUUCAUUCUAUACACUAUUCGUCUUCUUCUUCAUCAUUUCUUCUCCACUCUAGUUCAAACUCUCACUAGCUAUAGGAUAUGGGUAUCAAUUAUCCAACAAUGGUGCUCUCGUUGAGAGGUUUGAACACAUCAAGUGAGAAAAUCUCCCAAAAAGUACAACAAAAAUCAUCCAAGUCACAAAAGUUCUGGAAAAUCAAAAGAGAAAAAAAGGGUGAAAAAUGAAUCUGCAUUCUGGGGAAUUGGAGCAGCAAGAACCACCCACUGCCUUGGGUACGGCUCCAGAUUUCAGACCUCGUCUUCCGUCAUCCGCCGCUAAGACGCCAACAUCCAUUUCGCACCACCAUACUAGACUGCUUGAGGAGUCGGCUGGGCUCGUUUCGGUGGUCAAACGGAGGGCUCGUUCCAGAGAUCCGGCCUCGCCAGAAGUGACCCGAGCAGCAGAGGUUCCGACGAAUCCUCUUCCACUCUCCAGCGAGAGCUGUGAUGAGGGGCGAUGGUGCUUCCAGACCAUUUCCGACCUGUCCCAGACCUGGCCGGAGCAACCGUCACCGAGCCGCCGUGUCUCAGGGGGUCACCGCAAACCCUUAUGGUCUCGCAUCGCCGCCACCGGCAGGCCACCGAUGCCACAAAUCUCGCCAGCCAGAGGGGAUCUGCAACUUCUAGAUUUGGAAAUGCUAACCUCACAGGCUGAGCUCGACCGGACUUCGGCGAACAGCGACGGCGUCCGCAGCCCACUCUGAUCUCCACCUUUGUCGUGACAUCGUCACUCACCACUCCUCUCUGUCGUCCCAGCUCGCAACUAUGUGCCAGAGAGCUGUCCUGGCUCGUUCCAGUUGUUGGGUACUUGGGUAAAGGGUCCUUCAAGCUGCACAAGGUUGUGUCACGCAAUUGUAGCCCUGCUGGAAGCGACCCAAGCAAGGGCAGUUCCGGCGAACCCCGGAGCAUUGCAGGGCAGCAACGGACAUUGAGGGGUUCUCUCCCCCUGUCCGACCGGGACCUCCCUUCCUCUCCAUCAGUGACGCUGACUAUUCUCGGUCUUAGGAACAGCAACUCCGACCACAUAACCCUCGUGUCGUGCAGUGGGGAUGGCCAAAACACCCUCCUCUCCGGAAGCUCUGUCAGCAAAAGCUUGGGUAGGGUGUUGGGCGAGCUAGCUGUACCGCCUGUACUUGGUCAACAAGAAAGGCUAUUGCUAGGGCUUAAUUCUUGGGUGAGGACGACUCCAAGCUCAAAUUUGACUCUCAUCCAUUAAAUUGGGCCACAAUUUCAGCAAAGCAGCCCAAUAUUUCAGCCCAUCAAAAGAUAAGUACUCUUUAAUUUUCAUAUUAUUUACGGAGUAUAUUUAUUUAAAUCAUUUUUUUUAUCGGGCGAAUUUCAAACCAUCAUACAAUUAUGAUCAAAUGCCUAGUAGACUGUGGCUUGAGACCCAUCACUAGGAUUUAAAGCCCUGACUCUCAGGCACAAAGUCCUGACCAAGUCAGGCACAAAGCCCCGACCAAGUCGGGCAUGAAGACCGGUCUUAGUCAUUCCAAGAAUGGCGACCGUUGCGUACGAAUGGCUCACGCAUCCACUCUACUAAGUAUUUUAUCAUUACAUCGACAAUUCACAUUUCCGCUUUUUUCAAGUGACGAACUCCCGAUCGGAAACAUAAACCCCAAGGAAAAAUUUUAUAUGCAUUUUAAAUGUGUAGGUACGAAAAUGAAUUUACUCAUUUUUAACCUCGUUUCCACUCGCCUCAAGGAGUGGGGGACUGGGGGAUUGAGAGGUCAGAUUUUCUGGAUGAGCAGCAGAUAUCACGCAUGAGCAGGAACGAGAGCUAAGACAGGUUGAGCUACACAAAAGUGAUCAUGCUGGAGGGGGCCUACCUUCCUUGUUUCAUGUUGGGGGCGUUAGGUGUACUCUUUUUCCCUUUGUUAGGAUUUUUUCCCAGUGGGUUUUUUCCUAGUAAAGGUUUUUAACGAGGCACCUCCCCAUCAUGGACAAGGGUGGUGGUCCUCGGCCGGAGAGGAAGGAAUCAAAGACAGAAGAACAUUGCAGAUACAGUUUGGACUACUCCCUUUCGCCUCGAGUACUCUCGACUCAGAGAGUGGGGGACUCCUGAUGGAAUAUAUGGACUCCGACCCCCCGGUCUGCCGACUACUGGGCCUGGACAGCGGCCCACACACGUUUAGCAGAUAUCAUUCAUAUUAUUGUACAUUAUUAUUGUUAUUCAGAUGUUCUAGAUUAGCUUUUUAUACUAUCAGUCCAUUUAUGUAACCGGGUCUGUCAGGCCCAUAUUAGAGGCCCAGACCCGGAUUUUCCCUAUAUAUACUCCUUUAGGAGGCUACACACAAUUCAUAUUCAUACACAAUACUACUUCUUCUCCUUCUUUCCUGUUCAAUCUCUCCUUUUCAUACAAUAUGUAUAUCAAUUAUCCAACACUUAAAUAUCGUUAC